Molecule: messenger RNA, 4317 nt
Organism: Physella acuta
Lineage: Eukaryota; Metazoa; Mollusca; Gastropoda; Physidae
Product: neurogenic locus notch homolog protein 1
Biological process (GO): cell communication
Cellular component (GO): extracellular region; membrane
Molecular function (GO): calcium ion binding; chitin binding
Source: RefSeq, a predicted model, not a curated record
UGUGCUCUUUUUGAAUAACCAAUACCCGUUUGGUUUACAAAGUAAAUAGAGAAGUAACAAUAAUAGACUUUUGUUCUAUAUUGUAUUGUUUCGUUUUACUCAAUUUUUCAUUAUCUAAAAAUAGAACAAUGUUUCGGAAAUUACCGAUCAGUGGUUUACUAUGCGCUCCACGAAACGGUGUGUUUUUAUUUUAUAGGUUAGUGUCUCGCGAAAACGCGAAAUUAGUUUCAAACCGAGAAUAAUGCUGGUGAAAUGAAUCGACAUGUAAAUUUAGGCGUGAAAUAGAUUGAAUGUGUAUUGUUAUCAGAGAUCUAAGUUCUUCUUUUUAAUCAUGGAUGUAGGAUCAUCUGUGUAUUUGUUCAUCAUAGCGGCUUUAGUUCACAUUAAGGUAGUCGAGUCUAUGAAAACGGUUGAACUAAGGAUCGACCAUCUGGACGCUUCCAGAGUGACGUCACGAACCGCCUGCUGUACGUCUGGAGACUGUCCAUGCCUGACCAAGCUACGGGCAUGUGUUUUUGAACGGAUGAGACAGUCGUGUCCGGCAUCGGAUUUCUAUGAGACUGGAGAAUUAGGAGGUCUAGCACUCAGCAGGACACGGCCUUUGUUUGCAAUCAAUACACACACAGAUAUCAACAGCCCCAUGCUACAGAUCCAGCUUAUGUACGGAGCCAGGGGUUCUCACGAUCUAGAGCUGCUUGGAGAUUAUCUCAUCGAUCUUUCAGGUUUAGUCCAUGGACCAAAUGGUGACCUUGUAGGCUGGACGAACUUUGACCUUGGGUCAGGAUCAAAGGUUUCAAUGACUCUACAAAUCAAGAUGUACUGCAGCCAGACCUACUACGGCCCCACCUGCUCACAGCACUGCGUCAGCAUGCCGUCCCGGUACAAGUGCAACGACCAAGGUCACCGGGUCUGUCUGGGAAAUUGGCGCGGGGAACACUGCGACACAGUGAACCCGUGCAUCUCUUACCCUUGUCUUAACGACGGCACGUGCGUCGCUCACGGCACCAGCUACACGUGCUUAUGCAAUCAGCUUUACACCGGGAGGGAUUGUUCUAUGGGUGUAGACUCCUGCCACGCCAGCCCAUGUGCUGAGGGAUCUACCUGCGUCGAUCUGGUGGAUGGGUUCGCUUGUCUGUGUCCAACACACAAGACAGGGAGGCUGUGUGAGACAGAGAUUACAGACUGCCGCGCUCACGGUUGCUAUAACAACGGCCGCUGCAUCCAGCAGCACGCGAACGCCACGUUCGAGUGCAUCUGCCAGAGGGGGUUCACCGGGCAGAGGUGCGAGAGGGAGCUGUGCGCCCCGGGCGUCUGUCAGAACGGCGGCACGUGCAAGCUCGUCGACCGGCACGCGUACACCUGCGAGUGCUCCCGCGGGUACAAAGGUCAGAACUGUGACGUGCUCUCCUCGUGCGAGCCCAACCCGUGCCAGAACAACGGCAGGUGUUUCCAGGAUCGGGGAGGGGAUUACUACUGCCACUGUGAGGGGAGGUACCGGGGGAAGCACUGCGAGCACGAAGACCCCUGCGCAUCUACGCCGUGCCAAAAUGGCGGGAGAUGUGUCGUAGACGGGCGCCAUGACCAGUACCACUGCCACUGUCCCACGCCUUACUUUGGCGAGUCCUGCCAGCACAACAACGCCUGUCUCCCCAAUCCGUGUCUCAAUUCGGGCACGUGCGCGCCCAACGAUUUCACCUUCACGUGCGCGUGUAAGCCCGGGUACUCCGGACCAACGUGUGAUCUGUCUGAUCCGUGUGCUGUAUCGCCGUGUCAACACGGGGGCACGUGUAAGACCGACCUUGAAAGAAACUCACACCUGUGUGAGUGCCCACCUGGAUACACAGGUGUAUCAUGUGAAAUACACGAAGCCUGCGACAGAGGACCGUGUAAAAACGGAGGAAAAUGUUUCCCAGAAGGCGCUGGAUAUUUCUGCAGAUGCAUGUCAGGAUUUUCCGGAACCAACUGUCAAAACCCUUCCGCGUGUGCAUCCUCCCCUUGCCACAAUGGCGGCUCGUGUUACGAAUCAGCUUCCAGUUACAUCUGCGCAUGCGCGGGGCGCUAUUCGGGUAGAUUUUGUGAGAACGAGUUAACCCAAGGGCCAUGCGGGGAUAACCCUUGUCUAAACUCUGGCACCUGUUUCCAGUCUGGAGAUUCCCAUGUUUGCGUGUGUCCUUCGAAAUUCACCGGCAGCAGAUGCGAGAAAGAGAUGACAAAUUCUUGCGAAAACGUCCAAUGUCUCAACGGGGGCUCAUGCUAUUCUUCUGGGGAUCACUCCAUCUGUGUUUGCACCGCGGAGUUUAUCGGCGAUUUUUGCGAAACGAGAAAUCCAUGUUUUGUACAUCCCAACUCAAUUUGCGUUGAGAACCAAACAUGUGGAGUUGAUUCAGGACGGUCUUCUCCGUGUGGUGCCAACGGCGUCUGCCAACCGUGUGAGAGAGGCAGGCCCUGCGGUGUAGAAGGCAGGAACUACGUGUGUUCUUGUAGAUCGGGCUACAUGGGAAAACAGUGUGAGAUUCCAGACCGGUGUACCCCUGGGUCGUGCGGGGAGGGGGAAAUCUGCGUCCCAGUUCCAGGACAAGACGGCUUCACUUGUGAAUGUCCUUCUGGAAUGACGUCACGUGAUUGCACAGCUUCUAACCCGUGUAACCCUAACCCUUGCAGGAAUAACGGCACUUGUACUCGAUCGGUUGGAACUGCGUCGUCUUCAUCUCGUGUUGCACCUUACGUCUGCGACUGCAGGAGUGGAUACACGGGGUUCCACUGCGAGGUUCUCAACAGCUGUGUUCAAAACCCCUGCCAGAAUAACGGCGAGUGUAUCACUGAGUUGACCGCAGCUGGGAUCAGCAUCCGGUGCCAGUGUCCAAGAGGAUUUUCAGGAUUUUGGUGCGAGGUUAAAACGUCUUGCAGAGUUCAUCCGUGUAUGAAUGGCGGCGAGUGCGUCAUAUCCGGUCAUGCGCAGCACGGAAACGAACCGGAUGUUGUGUGUCGCUGCCCGCGUGGAUUCACCGGUGCCUUGUGCGAACGAGAGCUGGACUGUCAUGACGUGGGGUGUCUUAACAACGGCAGGUGUCAAAUCAACUCUGACGGAAGACACCACUGCGCAUGCGCAGACACGUUUAUCGGAAAUUUCUGUGAAACUCCUAUCAACUGCGACAUGGCACCUUGCCUGAACGGCGGGAUCUGCGUCCAAGGACUGGUCACCAUCGGUGCCAAACGGACGGCACCCAGGUGCGUCUGUAUGCCAGGUUUCACGGGGAUGAGGUGCGAGCAUUUGGACACGUCGUCAGCCUGCUCCGUCAUCACGUGUCAAAAUGGCGGCAGGUGCGUCCCCGACCGGGCACGGGGUGGGGUCUGUGUGUGUCCCAGAGGCUGGCGUGGGGACAGGUGUGAGGUCAGGGAUGUGACGUCAGACACGUGCCAUUCAAAAGUCUGCUGGAACGGAGGCUCCUGUGUUCUAGCCCAAGGUACCACCAGACCUACCUGUCUGUGUCCUCCAGGAUACUCUGGCAGCGACUGCCGCGUCCACUCAGCCCCCUGCACCACCAACCCGUGCAUGAACGGCGGCACGUGCACCGCCCUUGACCCAACCAGGGCAGAAUGCACGUGCCCUCCAGGCUACGCCGGCGUCCGGUGCCAGAUCAAACCCAGCGACCCGUGCACGCCCAACCCGUGUGCCAACGGUGGCCGCUGCUCCGUGGACAUCGGGGCCCGUGGCUACAUCUGCAGAUGUGAGCUCCCAUACACGGGAGAUAACUGUGAAAUUAAAGCUACCGGAACCUGCUUGAUAAAUCCUUGCAAAAAUCUGGGCACUUGUGUAGAGAUCCCGCCCCACUCCUUCGUGUGCCGGUGCCUACACGGCUGGCACGGUCAGUACUGCCAGACCUGGGCAGGGGGAAGUGUGCAGUGUCCGGCCGACAUGUGUUCCACGAGGGGGGUGUGUUAUCUGGGUCAGGACAACGAGCCCAUGUGUCGGUGUGAGAACUCGUUCGGCGACCGAUGCGAAUACACGUGUGGCGUCCUGCAGAGUGGGCUGUUCCCCCACCCCCUGGAGUGCUCCCUCUACACCAUGUGUGUCUGGGGCAAGCCCUACGUCAUGCAGUGUCCCAGAAACGACCUCCAUUUCAACCCCAAACUGCGCAUCUGUGAUUGGCAUGCGCGCGCCGGAUGUACGUCACUGCAGCGGUCACGUGAGCAGGAAUACCUAGGCGUGGUUUGGAGGAUACGUCACUAGUGAGGGGACGGCGGGGCGGGGGUAGCACAAGAUAGAAAAGUUAUACCCCGUUUGAAAUGUGUCAAUUUGCCCCAUUCUUGAAUUUU